Molecule: messenger RNA, 2964 nt
Organism: Ceraceosorus guamensis
Lineage: Eukaryota; Fungi; Basidiomycota; Exobasidiomycetes; Ceraceosorales; Ceraceosoraceae
Exons: 3
Coding region: 138-2834 (898 amino acids)
Source: RefSeq, a predicted model, not a curated record
GGCCAGCUUCUCUGAGACCACACUUCACAGCAGUUACCGACGCGCGGCUGGGAUACUCCCCCCUUCCUCCGGAUCCUCUGUCGACCAGUCCGGGUGCAAAGCAUCCGUCGCCCUUUCCAGCGAGCUAUUUCCUCGCAAUGGCCACCAACGGCAGCUUGGAGUUCAGCACUGAGGUGGCUCGGCAGUCUUCUCCUCUGAAAUGGUCAUCAGACGAGCGAGCCAGCUCACAUCGAGACUGCCCUCACCAUAGCUGCCCUGGAAGCUCUAGCAGUGCGCAUACACUCGAUGCCUCGGUGCGACACGAGUCGAGCUUGCAGCUUCGCGUUCCAAGGAAACGCAGUAGACCGUCGUCAUCAUCGCAGUGGGCGCUCCGGGCGCCUCGUCGCUGCGCGUCGGCAGCUACUGCGGCAGUAGUCAUGAUGACGCUGUCAAUCCUUUCGACAUUUCGAGGAGCAGAAGCUGCACCCGACGAUGGUACACUGCUGCAACCUCGAUUUGUGCCUGGCGCUGGCGAGCUUCCGCUCGGCGUCGAGCGAUUACGCCCCGACGCGCUGUCCCAGCUCAAUCCGUACCGACCAGCACCGCAUUUGCGGUCCGCAUACGAGCGUCAGCCUGCGCUCAGGUCAAGCGAUGAACGAGAUUGGGUACGAGGAUGGACUGAAGCUGAUGCGGCGCAGGGUCGAGGGCUUGCGGAGAGAGACGCGUCAGACGUGACGCCGUCUGGCUCUGCGGACAAUCUCGUCGACGUCGGCAUCACGCAGCCUCAGUCUUGCGCGCCUUUGAACAUCACUUUUGAUCCUUCCAAAGGCAAGCCUCCAUACACGGUGCACAUUGCCUUUUCCGAGUGGUACCCGUACAUUUUCUCGGUGCCAGCUUCUUACUCAGACCCCACGCUCGGUCUCUGGCUGGUACAAUUCAUGGUGCCGAUGUUUCAGCAGGCUGGUGUGCAGGGCCCCACCAAUCCCAACAUGAUCGUCAGUGUCUCUGAUUCGACGGGAGCAAUGACCAACUCCAGCGUCAUCGCGCAAGUAAACUCCCCAUCGGCCGGCGUGACUUGUGCAGGGAUUUCGGGAAGUUUGGACUUCAUCUUCUGGAGUGAUCCGUCCCAGACGCAGUGUCUGCCCUUUUCAAUCACAUGGGCGCGUGAGGGUACACAAAAGGGGUGGACUCCUCCACUGGGACUCUUCUUCUUGCCGGAGCAGACUCCGCCCUUGUAUCUGCCUAUCGCCAACGCAACUGCAGGAGGGCUGAAUUGGACCAUGAUCAUUCCAGCGGGCAAACGCUUCCUCAUGACAAUGUCGGACGCUGGACCGCUGGGAGGCGGAGUCUCCGGACUCAAUACCGUGGGAGGAUCGGAGUAUGCAAAUCAGAACUGUAUAGACAAUGCGACGGAGCAGCACAGCUUGCCUAGACCCACGACGACUGUCACGGGUAGCAUGCCAGACUUUACUGCCUCUGUCGCCUCUCUCACGACGGAGAAUGGCAUCGUCGUCACACAGACGGUGGUGCAGACGGUGCGAAAUGGCAAGGCUUUGAAGGGCGACGAUCCGACUUCGGCCGUGAUCGGUGCGUCUGUGGGCGCAGGUCUUGCUGUGGGUAUCGCUGCAGCGUUCAUCGCAUGGUUUUGCUGGAGGAGAAGGCAAAAGAAACGCACAAACUUGUCUUGGGACCUUCCGGAUAAUGUCGCAGGUCAACUGAAUCAGACCAACGCUCCGAUGGACAAGAAGCUGCUGCAACGCAAAGGAGCAGGCGCGACCAUCUUUGCUUCGGCCGGACGCCUCAACAAUCUGUAUCCGACGGGCAACGCGCCUGACCGCAGCAGCCAUGCGAAUAGCAUCCAUGGGAGCUUUAGGUCGCUUGGCAGUAGUGCCUAUGAUCAGAGGUACGAGAGCGGUGAUGCCGCCUCUUCACAAACUUCGGAAGCGCCUGCAUAUCACACUGCCUACGCCUCGUCUCCACCGAGUGGUCCUCAGCGGCCAUACUCUGACUUUUCACCUACGCACUCUGACGGCAACUGGCCCUUGAGCCGACCUGCAGCUGCGGUGACUGGUGCCGCGGAUGGACAGGAGGUGAUGAUCGGAGAAGAUUCGCCGCCCUCGGCGACACCCUCCUCGAGGGGCUUCCAAGGCUCGAGAAGGGAAAGCGCUUCUUCCGGGUCCGUACGACAAUCGGGCACUGCGUAUCGCUCGCCCUUUUCGCCCACUGCCACCUAUCCCCACAACGGGGCUUCGCAUGGUGCUGGCUACGAGGAGGUUCCCAUGAGCGAGCCCAUGUAUCACAGCUCCAGCAUGUCGUAUCAUGGCCACUCUAGCGGUUCUUCGUACGCCAUGACGCGCCAGGCAAGCGCUGGAUCUUCAGGCAACUCGCCCAUCACAUCUAUGGCGACGCCUAGCCAGACGCGGCCCGCAGCUGCAGGAAGCAGCACGUUGCCGCCCGUCCCACAAGGCUUCGUUCAGCAUUCGGACGCUGGUCUAUUGUUGGACGAUACGAUGGACGAGGAGGAAAAUCAGAGGAGAGGAAACGGAAUGAUUGAGCUUCCACCUCAGUACGAUGCCGUGCCGCCUCGUGCGCCGCAGCACGGGCGAUCCAGCACUUCUGGCUCGAACCCGCCAUCUGGGCCCUCUUCGGGUUCAGGCACGUACCAGAGCACCUCUUCGAGAGGCGGUGCAAGAGGAAGCGGCAGCGGCACCAGUGGCUCGCAGCAGCAGAUGCUUGGACGAUCGCCGCUCAGCCAGCGUUUACCCGAAGGAGAUAUUUCUACAGCGAACCAGCCCUUUGCGGCGGACUUGCUCGAUGAAGGCGUCGACGAGGAUGAAUUUUGGAGAGCGUCAUGAGCGCUUGUUAGAAUUUCCGUUGCCUUGAUACCCCCUUCCUUUCUAGGAUCGUCGGUUCCUCUUUGUUUUACAGCUCUUCGAACGUUGUGAGCCUCUCUUCAACAUUCGACACUACCACCCGGCACCUCGC